Arvicanthis niloticus (Nile rat) is the source of this 2418-nucleotide messenger RNA. NCBI's taxonomy places the organism in Eukaryota, Metazoa, Chordata, Mammalia, Rodentia, Muridae. The record is from RefSeq and is a predicted model, not a curated record.
AUGAGAAUAAAACGUUAGGAAUUUGAGAUGGUAAACCUGAGAGGAUACAAUUGGAAGAGCCAUCUCCUGCUCCUGAUAAUUCUGGCAGCCUGGGAGGCAGGGAACAGCCAGCUGCAUUACUCAGUCUCCGAGGAAGCCAAACACGGCACCUUCGUGGGCCGCAUCGCACAGGAUCUGGGGCUGGAGCUGGCGGAGCUGGUGCCCCGCCUGUUCAGAGUGGCGUCCAAGGACCGCGGGGACCUUCUGGAGGUAAAUCUGCAGAAUGGCAUUUUGUUUGUGAAUUCUCGGAUCGACCGGGAGGAGCUGUGCGGGCGGAGCGUGGAGUGUAGCAUCCACCUGGAGGUGAUCGUGGACAGGCCGCUGCAGGUUUUCCACGUCGAGGUAGAGGUGAGGGACAUUAAUGACAAUCCUCCCAUGUUCCCAGCGACACAAAAGACUCUGUUUAUCCUGGAGUCCAGACUGCUUGACUCGCGGUUUCCACUAGAGGGCGCGUCAGAUGCAGAUGUCGGUUCCAAUGCUCUGCUGACUUACAGACUGAGCACCAAUGAACAUUUCUCUCUGGAUGUACCGCCCAACCACGAGCAGGUGAAACCUCUUGGUCUCGUUUUGCGGAAACCUUUAGACAGAGAAGAAGCUGCAGAGAUGCGCUUAUUGCUCACGGCCACCGACGGAGGCAAACCGGAGCUGACCGGCACCGUUCAGUUACUCAUCACAGUGCUGGAUGUCAAUGACAAUGCUCCGGUUUUUGACAGAUCUCUCUAUACCGUGAAAUUACCAGAAAACGUCCCAAACGGAACAUUGGUGAUCAAAGUCAAUGCCUCAGAUUUGGACGAAGGCGUGAAUGGGGACGUUAUGUAUUCAUUUUCGAGUGAUGUUUCUUCAGAUAUAAAAUCCAAGUUUCACAUGGAUGCUGUGAGUGGGGAGAUUACAGUUAUCGGAAUUAUUGAUUUCGAAGAGAAUAAAGCUUACAAGAUUCCACUAGAGGCACGUGAUAAGGGCUUCCCACAACUGCCUGGACACUGUACUGUUCUUGUGGAAGUUGUAGAUGUUAAUGACAAUGCUCCACAGUUGACUGUUAGUUCCUUGUCUCUCCCUGUACCUGAAGACAGUCAACCUGGAAGAGUCAUCACUUUAAUUAGCGUAUUUGACCGUGAUUCUGAUGCCAACGGGCAGGUGACCUGCUCCCUGACUCCUCACAUUCCCUUCAAGCUAGUGUCCACUUUUAAGAAUUACUAUUCUCUCGUGCUGGACAGUGCUCUGGACCGAGAGACCAUUGCUAAUUACGAUGUGGUUGUGACCGCCCGCGACGGUGGCUCGCCCUCCCUAUGGGCCACGGCCAGUGUGUCCGUGGAGGUGGCUGACGUGAACGACAACGCUCCUGCAUUCGCGCAGCCCGAAUACACGGUGUUUGUGAAGGAGAACAACCCGCCUGGCACGCACAUCUUCACAGUGUCAGCGGUGGAUGCAGACGCGCAGGAGAAUGCACUGGUGUCCUACUCGCUGGUGGAGCGGAGGGUGGGCGAGCGCUUGCUGUCGAGCUAUGUGUCUGUGCACGCGGAGAGUGGCAAGGUGUUCGCACUGCAGCCUCUGGACCAUGAGGAGCUGGAGCUGCUGCAGUUCCAGGUGAGCGCGCGGGAUGCUGGUGUGCCUGCCCUGGGCAGCAAUGUGACUCUGCAGGUGUUUGUGCUGGAUGAGAAUGACAAUGCGCCCACACUGCUGGGGCCUUUGGCUAACCGGGCUGGUGGCACAAUAAAUGAGGUAGUAUCUCGGGCUUUGGUGCCUGGCCAGGUUGUGGCGAAAGUACGGGCAGUAGAUGAGGACUCUGGCUACAAUGCCUGGUUGUCCUAUGAGCUGCAGCCGGCUGCGGGUGGAGUUCGUAGUCCCUUCCGUGUCGGCCUGUACACAGGAGAAAUCAGCACGACACGUGCACUGGAAGAGACAGAUGCAUUGCGGCAAUGCUUGUUAGUGUUGGUGAAGGAUCAUGGAGAACCUUCUCUGACCGCCACAGCCACGGUGUUGCUUUCUCUGGUAGACAGUGGCCAAACACAGAAGGUCUUAUCUAAGGUGUCAGCUGGAGCCUCCAGAGUGAAUCAGGGGAUAGUGGAUGUCAACGUGUACCUGAUCAUUGCCAUUUGCGCGGUGUCCAGCCUGUUGGUGCUCACCCUGCUGCUGUACACCGCGCUGCGCUGCUCGGCGACGCCCACUGAUGGAGUCUGUGCUCCUGGGAAGCCCAUGCUGGUGUGCUCCAGCGCGGUGGGGAGCUGGUCGUACUCGCAGCAGAGGCGACAGAGGGUGUGCUCUGGAGAGGGUCCUCCUAAGACCGACCUCAUGGCCUUCAGUCCCAGCCUACCUCAGGGUCCCAGCUCUACAGACAACGUGAGUCUUAAAUAUUUUUCUCUUCAGGCAUGCAAAAAAUAG